CAUUGCGUGUAAAACGAAUUGAUGCGGUGACGUCUACCAGUGUUAAAAAAGCUAUCGCGGAACGAAAAUACGGAGAAACGAAAACUUCGAUUUUCUUAAGUUGAUUUUUGUCAUUUUGCAGGAUGCUAAGAGAUUAAAAAAUGGCCAAAACGGUGACUCUACCAGAGGAGGUUAUUAUGCCAAGUUCUGGGAAGUGGUACUGGAAAGAAGACACUAAUACGUUGGAAUUUCAGGCAAGUUGUCGAACGCCACUGUUUAUGAACAGCACCAACCUUGCAAUCGAUCCCAAAGAUAAGAAAGGUCAUCGGAAGAAGAACAUCACCUUCAAUGACCAUCCUGGGAAAAAAGACAGGGCACCAUCUGGACGCUAUGAUGUAGAUAGGGGCCAAGGCAAGGGACCAGCCAGGCAAGGGCUGACCUCCAAGUCUGCUAGGUCAAAAGCCACCAAGGAAACGACGGUCACUCUACAAAGAGUCAAAUCUGUUGUCCUGUCUUCACUGAUUGAAGUCAACAUUCAGACCCAUUCCUUUGAGAUGUGCCUGUUUGAAUUAAACCAGUUUGAUGAAUUCCUGUUGGGUCUGCUCAACUACUUCUCGUCAUUUUUUGAGCAAAUCGUCUUGGAAAGUAAGCCAAAGACAAUGACAACCGAACCCAGUCAAGCUGAGAAGAAAGCCAUGGCAGAGAUCAAGGCUUACAUGGAGGCGGCGCAGCGCAAACUGGCCAAGAGCUACUGUGUGUUGAUCCUCGGUCUGGGGCUGCCUGAACAUCAUCACAUGGGAUGUGGCAGUGACAGGGUAUCAUCAACAUAUAAAGACAGAGAACUAUAUGAGACGUUGUACAGAUUCUGUGUGCAUUUGGUGUGGAUUGUGUUCCGUCGUAAGGAGUAUGAACUCAUCAACAAGGAAAUGGGAAGGAUGCUUCGGUCUGACGUGUUUAACCCCGCCCUCCGGAUUAAGAACAUCCCUGAGGACGAGGAGGAUGAUGUGAAGGGUCAGGAGGCGAUAGACGCAGACCAUCUCAACAAGAAGCUGCUCUCACCGGCCGAAUAUAGAAGGAAGAAACCUAAACGGCCAGCGAUCACACAAAUCAUUAACCAGCGUUCGCCAGUCCUGGUCUCGUUACUGCCCACACCGAAGGAGGAGCAUGACUACUUGUUUGAACGGAUGACACUGGAUUCAACAGGGAGCAACGCAAACGCUUCACAGGGAGAUGAAGGUGGCCCGAAGAUCAAGUUAAACCACAAAGUUGGAAUCAUCGGCGAGCCUCUCAACCAAUUCAACCCGAUGACCCUGGCACCUCUGGGCUCUGAGCAGGAUGAAGAGAACGAUGACGACCAAGGAAAAACCAAUUCACAAUUUGGAACACCAAGCCCUGAUCACGGAGGUUUGACUCGUCAGCAUACAGACAUGUCUCAAGCAACCACAGAGGUCUUCUCUGAUGAUGAUGACGAUGACAUUGAUAUGUAGUUAAACUCUUACUUUCAGAUCAGUAUGGGUUAUAUUUUGGCAGAACUAGUCUUUUGGAUGAGGUGUACUGUAGCAAUUAGGGAGCAAGUCGAUCUCCCCCCACGAUCUGAUUCCAAAAAAAGUCAACUAGUCCAACCAUCUUUCAUUCAAGCCAAUUUUUUCAAAGUAUGGUUAACAAUAUAGUUAAGCACCCGAACUCACUCCAAUUUGAUGCAAGGAAAACAAAUUGCUGAAUUAGUGAGAAAAAGAUCCCAAGUUUUGAUAAGGAGUAACACAUACUGUAUGGGCUCAAUCAAAGUUUAAGUCAAUCUGUCUAAAAUUUCAAAUGGAAUUUUGAAAUUCUUUGGCAUUUCAAAUUUAUAGAAGGGAAAAAACUGCAAAAAAAAAUACCAAGAAAAAAGAGCCCGAAUAUUUUUUUAGGAGUUUAAUAAACUCAUGUCAAGUGUGCUCCUUCAAAAGGCUAGACACUUUUGUUGUGGUUUAAACUGGUUGUAAAAAAAAAAUGUGGGGAAACAAUAACAUUUUUGUAUUGAGAUGGUGGGGCAGUGGGUGCAUCCAAUGGGUGGUGUGUUACAUUUUUGUGCCAGAUUCCCCCCCCAUACCCCUGCUGUGAAGAAUGGACCAAUCCAUUAAGCCCCGCCCCAUUGUGUUCUGACCAAUCACAGCCGUGUUUAAUGUCCGACAGGAGUGCACAAAAGUCUGGAACAUGCAGUGUGGCAUUGAAGAGAUGUUUCCCUGUGUGCCUAGUGGGCUCAGCUUAAUGGAUCAGUCUAUUGUGCUGGGGGGGGGGAGAUUUCUUGAGAAAUUAUCAUGCUGUUACAGCUCUGUUGACAUGUCUAGCUUAGACAUGAUAAAAGUCAUUCUAUAUAUUUUGUGUCUUUCUGUUUCUUCACACACAAUGGUGGACCACAAAGCAAAGUGUUCUGUAGCACUUGGAAAAUUGAAUACAUUUUAUGUGUAAUUUGCUUGUACACUUGUGUAAAUUAUCAUAACUAGCUGGGUUUGUAUAGACUAUCUAUGGUUGUUAACAGCUAAGUCAUUGAUUUGUUUGUAAAUCCACAAAAUUUUUUUUUUAUUUUUUCCAAUUAUACCAUGAUUUUAUAAUUAUUGGUUGAAGACAGUUGAAGCAAAUUUAUUUGUACAAAUGUAUUUCAUCAAAAAUGUGUUUCUAAUAAAUCCGUCCUUUUUCGUAUAA
Messenger RNA from Patiria miniata (bat star), 2661 nucleotides. RefSeq names its product protein phosphatase 1 regulatory subunit 36-like. The coding region runs from base 141 to 1466 and encodes 441 amino acids. Lineage: Eukaryota; Metazoa; Echinodermata; Asteroidea; Valvatida; Asterinidae. The record is from RefSeq and is a predicted model, not a curated record. Gene Ontology annotation, molecular function: phosphatase binding. The transcript is spliced from 17 exons. Gene Ontology annotation, biological process: negative regulation of phosphatase activity.